Messenger RNA from Monomorium pharaonis (pharaoh ant), 2533 nucleotides. RefSeq names its product fatty acyl-CoA reductase wat. NCBI's taxonomy places the organism in Eukaryota, Metazoa, Arthropoda, Insecta, Hymenoptera, Formicidae. Gene Ontology annotation, molecular function: alcohol-forming very long-chain fatty acyl-CoA reductase (NADP+) activity. Gene Ontology annotation, cellular component: peroxisome. The record is from RefSeq and is a predicted model, not a curated record. The transcript is spliced from 10 exons. The coding region runs from base 693 to 2207 and encodes 504 amino acids. Gene Ontology annotation, biological process: long-chain fatty-acyl-CoA metabolic process.
AAUUCUUCAAAAAAUAUUUUUUAAAAUUUUUUUAUAAAAAAACUCAAAAAAUACUAAAUAUUUUUUCAUCAAUGUAAUCAUCUUUACGUUUACUCUUCAGUGUAAACAUACGUAAAUUUUACACAUUUUUUAUCCAACUCCUAAAAUAUUCCAAGCUCAAGUUUAAUUUUGCAGGCAUUUUUGUUUAGUUUCUUAUCUAGUUAUUUCUUAUCGAAACAGUAACAUCUAUCGCAAGUACAUGAUGCAAUUAUAAUAAUAUUAUGCAAAGAUGCUAAAUUAAUCUCUUAAAAUAAUGGACACUUGGAACAUUAAAACUGUUUCAUUAAAAUGUAAAUUACUCUAAGAAUUAUUAUUUUUAAUUAUAUUUAUAUAUAAUUAUUAUUAUUUUUCAACUUAAUUAAUGCAGUUAGAUACAUUGACAUUGGUUAAAAUAUCUAUAAUGUAAAAUUAAAAAUGAAAAUUUUUUUAAUUAUUAUUAGAUAUUCAACAAAAUCAAAAGGAGGGAGUUAAGUAUUUCCAGGUUCCCCUACCAAACCAUUUCAUAGCAUACGCUUAUAUAUAUAUGGAACAAGACUUUCCUUAUAAGUCUCAGUCUUCGGAGUUACUGCAAAUCUAGUAAACAUUUGCUGAAGAAAGUUUAAAAAUCAAUAAACAAUAAUAAUUUUUUAAUCUUAGUGUUAAUUUUACGCAUUAUGAUAAGUGAACAAAACAUGGAAGCUGAAACACGUAGAACGCCGAUACAGAAUUUUUAUGCCGGACAGUCGAUCUUCAUCACAGGAGGUACCGGAUUUCUUGGAAAAGUUUUAAUUGAAAAACUAUUACGAAGUUGUGCCGAUAUUUCCACGAUAUAUCUGCUGAUACGAUCAAAAAAAGAUAAAUGCCCCAACAGUCGACUAGACGAAAUAUUCGAAAAACCUCUUUACAAUCAAGUAAAAAAGGAAGUACCCAAUUUCCGCCAAAAAGUCGUCCCGGUUAUAGGCGAUUUAAAUGUCAAAGACUUUGGAUUAUCAGCAAAUGACAAGAACAUGCUAAUAAAUGAAGUAUCCAUAAUUUUUCAUAUGGCAGCGAAUGUACGUUUUAACGAAGAAAUCAAAGUUUCUACGGCAGCAAACAUUAACGCUACUGCUACCAUCUUGAAGCUUGCAAAACAUAUGAUAAAUUUAAAGUCACUUAUUCAUGUGUCAACCGUAUAUGCGAAUUGCUAUGUGGACCAUAUUGAAGAACGAUUUUACUCAUAUCCUAUUAAUUACAAAAAUCUUAUUACGUUUACACGUAAUUUACCUGAAAAUAUAAUCAAGAAAAAAAUAACUAGAAUUAUAUCACAAUGGCCGAAUAUUUAUACAUUUACAAAAGCAAUGGCGGAAGGACUUCUCAGAGACGAAAGCGGAGAUUUACCAAUUGGAAUAUUUCGGCCUGCAAUAGUUUUGUCUAGUGCCAGUGAGCCACUCGUUGGAUGGAUCGACAAUAUGUAUGGACCACUUGGCAUUGUCGUAGCUUCACUACUUGGCUUAGCAAGAUUUCAACGUUGUGAUCCCAGUGUCAAGGCAAAUAUAGUACCAGUCGAUUUCACCGCAAAUGCAUUAAUUGCUAGUGCUUAUGACGUCCAUAACCAAUCAAGGAGAGGCAGAGAUAUGUUAAUUUAUAAUUUUGUAUCACCAAUUGAUGGGCCUACUUGGAAGGAAUAUACUCACACAUUUCUCGACAUAAGUAAAACAUAUCCCUUGAGAAAUGCCAUGUACAUACCCAUAAUGAUUCACUUACAAUAUAAAGCAUCCUAUAAAAUUUGUACUUGGCUCUGUCACUUUCUUCCGGCUUUAUUUAUGGAUAUUGCAAGCAUCUGUAUAAAUCGUAGUCCGAGUAUGUGCAAGUUGUAUGCAAAGAUUGACAAAUUUUCCAAAGCAAUCGAACCUUUUUGUAAUAAAGAGUGGACUUAUUCUACUGACAAUAUUCAUGCAAUGUGGGAUCGUCUCAAUGAAAAGGAUCAACAAUUAUUUAAGUUUAACAUGAUAGAAUUUAACUGGACAAAAUAUUUUAUUGAUCAUUAUCAGGGCUUACGCCUCUACAUAGUCAAGGAUGAUGAGAAUACUUUAGAAAUCAGCCGUAUUAAAUAUAAAAGAUUUUAUUGGAUACACCAAAUGAUAAAAGUUGUAUUUGUUUUUGCUGUCUUUUGGAUUAUAUUAAUUAUAUUUAAGAAUUUGUUUAUAUAAUGUUAAUAUUAAGAUAUUUAUUAUCUUAUCACCUUGUUUUACAUUUGCUUCAUGACACAUGUAAUACAUUUAUCAUCUAUGCAUUCUCUUUUCUUCUGCAAUUGCAAUAAUUUAAUAAAAUAGUAAAAUUAUAAGUUAGCUAUUAGAUUAAUAUGUGAAUAACAUAGGAAAUCAGCUUUCAGUUAAAGCAGAUUUUGAUAUUUAAUCUCUCGCAGACUAACCUGGAUCUUAUCGACGAUUUUUUAAUUCUAAAUUAUUAGAUGGAUGUUACAUAGAAAAGAUCGACUUUUGUAAUUGUUAAUAAUAAAAAUUUAUCAGUAGAAUUA